Cucurbitaria berberidis CBS 394.84 is the source of this 2822-nucleotide messenger RNA. Its product is annotated as phospholipase-like protein A2. Gene Ontology annotation, cellular component: cytosol. Gene Ontology annotation, biological process: glycerophospholipid catabolic process. NCBI's taxonomy places the organism in Eukaryota, Fungi, Ascomycota, Dothideomycetes, Pleosporales, Cucurbitariaceae. The transcript is spliced from 2 exons. Gene Ontology annotation, molecular function: A2-type glycerophospholipase activity. The record is from RefSeq and is a predicted model, not a curated record. Bases 150 to 2618 code for a protein of 822 amino acids.
GGCGGGAAAAUACGGCCUUCCAACAGGUUGCGCGCUUUCGUCAUGCUGAGCGCAUUCCUGUGAGCUCAUGGGGCUUUUCGCAAGCCGCUUCUACGCGUAGCCUUGCAUCCGCUCUUUUCCCUCGUUUGUCCCGACUUCUUCUCUACUUCAUGGCCAUCUUUCGGACGCGCGCGCUGGGCCAGUGUGGGCUGCGCGGCACGCGCCGAGGGCUGCAUACAACACGUACACUUCCUCGUAGACCCAACGCUGCUACCCUUGGCCUUCGAUACGGCCCUCCAUGCCUUCUUGCGACCGCCACCGCUGGCUAUCUUUUCACACAACACUCGUGGUCUAUCAUUCGCCCCAUCCAUCUCGAUGCGCCCGCUGCAUGGUCAUCCCCAAAACCAUCUGAGCCAAAUCACGACGAGAGAAAAACCAAAACAACCUCCACGGAAGAAGCCGAAGAUCUAAUCAACAAACAACACGAUGGCAAACCAGGAGACCAAGAUGCUCCACCUCAAUCGCGCGUUGCAAAGGGCUAUAGUGGAGAGGAUGAACAUGCUGGAGACAAACAGUCGGCCUGGCAGACGAUAACAAGCAAAUUCCCGAGUGCCCCUCCAUCAGCUUCCUCAAUUGGAGACACCAUUAUCGAUUACGUGGUUCCAAACUGGGUCAAGGUACUACCUGGCUUCAUCCGCAAACUGCAGAAUGAGCUGUCAAUGGCACCAGGCUCCCUGGCAGAAGAGAUUUGGUACGAAGCGAACGACCCAGAGGUCAAUCCGGAGAUAACCUGGGACGCUUCUGUGAGAGUGUCCGACGAGCUGUGUCAGGAGGAGAAGGCUUUCCUGCAGAAUAGGGCGCAAUUCACCAAAGCAGCACUUGCGCGUUACCUUGAUAUUCCGGAAGCUACCAUCCACCCUGAUGAUGUCCCAGUCAUUGCCAUGUGUGGAUCUGGUGGAGGGCUACGCGCUCUUGUUGCCGGCUCAUCAUCGUACCUUUCUUCCAAGGAGCAGGGGCUCUUUGACUGCGUCACAUACACCGCAGGUGUUAGUGGGAGCUGCUGGCUUCAGACGCUCUACUACUCGGAUGUUACGAAACGCAGCCAUGCUGAACUGAUCCGACACCUGAAGAACAGGCUCGGCGUGCACAUUGCUUUCCCUCCCGAUGCACUAGAACUCCUGGUCAGUGCACCGACGAACAAGUACCUGCUCAGCGGACUGGUCGAAAAAGCCAAGGGUAUCCCUGAUGCCGACUUCGGUAUUGUGGACAUCUACGGCGCACUCCUCGCAGCCCGGUUACUUGUUCCCAAAGGCGCCCUAUCUGUUAGCGGCUACGACUUCAAGGUCUCCAACCAGCGACGGUAUACAGACGACGGUUCAAAUCCUCUCCCCAUUUACACCGCGGUACGACACGAGAUUCCGCUCACUGAACAAUCCGACACUACAGAUGUCAUUGCUGCGGAAGCGAAAGCAAGAAGAGAAGCAUGGUUCCAAUGGUUUGAAUUCACACCCUAUGAGAUGUGGUGUGAGGAACUGUCAGCCGGUAUACCCACAUGGGCAAUGGGCCGUCGAUUCGAGAACGGACGCACAGUCUGGCGAGAGAACGGCCUGGCUCUACCUGAAGUGCGCGUCCCUCUCCUCAUGGGCAUCUGGGGAUCGGCCUUUUGUGCAACGCUAUCUCAUUACUACAGAGAGGUUCAACCUCUCAUGAGGAGCCUGGCAGGCCUGGGUAGCAUCGACGCCAUGAUAUCCGAGCGCGAUGACGAUCUUGUCAAAGUGCAUCCUAUCGAUCCAGCCUCAAUUCCAAACUUCGCCCUCGGCAUGCGCGAAUUUCUGCCUGCUUCAUGUCCGGAGAGUAUCUUCGAACAGAAGAACUUUCAGUUCAUGGACGCCGGCAUGUCGAACAACCUUCCUAUUUACCCCUUGUUACGGCCUGGGCGUAACGUCGACAUCCUCGUUGCCUUUGACGCUUCUGCAGAUGUUCGAACCGACAAUUGGCUCAAAGUGGCCGACGGCUAUGCCCGCCAGCGUGGAAUCAGAGGUUGGCCCGUAGGCGCAGGCUGGCCUCCCGCAGAGGAAACAAUGGAAGAACUCCAACAAGACCUCGACAAAGCCGAAGCCAAGACCGAACAAGAAGUCCAGACCAAAAUGGACGAAGCCAAAUCGCAAGACGCAGCAGAGAAGAAGAAGACCAAGAAAAAGGACCUAGGAUUCUGCAACAUCUGGGUCGGCUCCACGCAAGAGCGCACAAGCGAAUCCGAUCCUCCCGAGAGCAAGCUCGUCGAGGAAGACUGGGAACUCAUGCACCCUUCCUCUGGCAUAACAGUCAUCUACUUCCCUUUCCUCGCCAACCCGAAGGUGCCCGGCGUCGACCCUAGAACGUCGGAUUACAUGUCGACGUGGAAUUUCGUUUAUACCCCCGAGCAGAUCGAUAGCGUGGUUGAUCUUGCGCGUACUAAUUUCCAGGAAGGUGCCGAGCGGACGAAGCGCACGGUUCGCGCCGUGUAUGAGCGCAAGAAGGCGCAGCGAGAGCAGAGGGACAAGGAUGAAAAGGAGAGGAGGUGGCAUUGGAAACUGAGCCAGGGAAGGACGGCGGGGAGGAGGAUCGGGGAGUGUGAGCAUGGGGAUCAGUUUAGCUAGGUUUUGUAUGGCAUACGGAGUUUGGGUGGGAGUUGGAGUCGAGCGAGCGAGGCGGACAUCACAUAGACGCAUUAUACCCAAUUGGAUCGAGAAUGAAAGCUUAUGAACGUUGAUUGCGUGUAUUUCGCUAGCUCAGAGCAGUUGUGAUGUAAUAAUGUAUCUCUUUGAAAGAAGAUAUGAUUUGACAGAUUUGCGGAAGUGCGG